Messenger RNA from Miscanthus lutarioriparius, 291 nucleotides. NCBI's taxonomy places the organism in Eukaryota, Viridiplantae, Streptophyta, Magnoliopsida, Poales, Poaceae. The record is from the annotation of a GenBank genome assembly.
AUGGACGCGGACGAGCAGGCCUUACAGGCCGCCGCCGCAGCCACCCCGGCCGUCAACGGGCGCGCAGAGCUGAGCCGUCUGACCGCCGCUGGCGCACAUGGGCAGGCCCUGCAGACUGCCGCCGCCGCUGGCCUCUGGCCAUCAAGCGCUGGCGAGAGCCCCUCCGGCCGUGGCCUCCUUGUUCCCGUUCUUCUCUCAGAGAAGCAAACUUCUUAUCUCUUCUUCCUAAGGCUUCGUUCGGUCAGCCGAUAUUACGGGAGGAAGUAUUCCGGAUAUAAAAAUCUUAUAUAA